Molecule: messenger RNA, 2718 nt
Organism: Stylophora pistillata
Lineage: Eukaryota; Metazoa; Cnidaria; Anthozoa; Scleractinia; Pocilloporidae
Product: selenoprotein N-like
Source: RefSeq, a predicted model, not a curated record
AGGCAACAGCUGAACCAGACUUCAGCAUUAACAGAGCAAAAGUAUGUAGUUCCUUGAAAUUCGAAACUGGUGUGGUCCUUCCAUUACUUCCCUUCCAUUGCCUUAAGUUGCAGCAAUGGCGCUUGUUCUCAACAGAACACGAGAAUGAGUGAAAACCGCGAAUAUGCAGCUACUGCUGCUGUGAAAAAUCGCCCCAAAGAUUUCACUUCCGGUUACAAAACGAAGAUGACGAUUGCUUUUACGACGCUUUUGGUCGCAGUAGUUGCUGUUUUUGUAGAUCGCUUUGUCUUAAUGCGAAUUCAACGCCAGAUUUUAAAAACAGCAGUUGAUAGCGAAGCCGGCUUAAGAUUUGAUGUGGUUGAUGAGAAAGUAUUAAGUCUGUUUGUGACAUUCGAUGAAAACUUGGACGGGGUUCUGGAUUUGUCGGAAUUUAUCCAAGUUGCGAACAAAAUUUUGCAUCGAAAAAAACCAGCUGUAGAAGAACCUCAUCAAGAGAAGGUAGCUGACAGCAGUAGUGAUACUUCCGGACCAGAUGUGACUUACAUGGCUGCAACAGAACAGUUGACUGUAAAAAGUAAUUUCACUUCUCUGGUGCUGACCUCAAUGACCAAGUAUUCUGAUGAUUCUUCAGGGUUUGAUGGAAAUGAACGUGAAAUACAGGGACUAAAGUCAUGGAACACUUCUGCAGUUCCCAUAGCAACAUAUUCUGUAGAUGAAUUUAGAGCAUUUUUACCUUACCCAGUCCUCAAACUGCCAUUAGGCCAAUCAUGGUACAUUGUGGAAUCUAGAAUGGAUAAAAAUGGUCCAGGUUUGACCAGCAGUAGACAUUACCCUACCCCUGUGAAAGGGAGACUGGCCAUUUUGUACAAACUGCUGAGCAUGUUUCAUCCAAGGCCAUUUCUAUUGACCAGGUUUGGUCCACAAGGAACAGUUGCCUGUGUCCGAGCAGAGAGCAAUGACUACUUGGAUAUUGUUUUCAGGAUACAUGCCGAGUUUCAGCUGAAUGAACCUCCUUUAAUGCCAUUCUGGUUCACUCCUUCGCAGUUCUUGGGUAAUAUUGUGAUUAAAAGGGAUGGGAGUCAUGUGGAGUCUUUUCAUGUGGCUGUACCUAAUAAUAGAAGUUUAAAUGUGGAUAUGGAAUGGCUUGUUUCCACUGUAGAAGAAGAAGACACAGACACAAGUUACGAGAGCAGUGAGGGGCCUGGGGACAUGGAAGUAGACAUUGGGUUUCUACCCCAAAUGGAGCUAAACAGUGUCAUGCCUUCGAUUCUGCCUGGUAAUCAAGAAACUGUUGAUGAGGCAAAAUCCACCAACAAAACUAUCAAAUGGGACAAAGAGAUUUCAUUUGAGGAGGCUUACAAAGCGCUUGAAAAUGCCUUCUACUCCUUUAAAGAGGUUCCCUACGUGCCCUUUGAAGAUGCACUCAGCAAGGCGAGAGAAGAAAAUAAAUUGGUUCAUCAGAUUCUGCUGUGGGGAGCCUUAGACGACCAAUCAUGCUGAGGUUCGGGGCGGACUCUCCGAGAUGGUCCGUUGGAGAGCCCGCCCGUGGUCCACAUGUUGAAGAAGAAAUUCAUCAGCAGCUGGACACUUGUUAAAGAGCUAAAGGAUAUAGCGGCAAAUGGUACCAAUCUGGAGGUGACUAAAGCAGCUCAGGCACAUUUGGAUAUUUACAAGUUUCCUGUCAUGUCAGUAGUCUCUCUUCCAAACGGAACUGUAUUGUCAAAAAUGAAUGCGAAUGAUUUGAUGGAGAGCCAAUUAAACGAAGAAAUACUUCGUCCAGGAUUUGAUGAUCUACUGUCAUAUAUUUACUACCAGUUUCUAGAAAAAGGUGUCACUGAAGGCAGGACAUUCAACUAACGUUAUAGUCUUCAAUUUUAACAUUAAAAAAAAUAAGACAAGUAAACGACUGAUAAUAGAAAAAGCUCCAUCAAUUCAUGUAAGCAAAUCUUCUCCGCAUAUUUUGAUACGUGUUUUUCAUACAAUAUCUCAAUAGCAGGAUUCAGGAUUCGUUCAUUGUACAGCUGGGAUGUUCUCUAUCGAAUCAACUCUGUCUAUUCAGAGGUUUCAGUAAUUUUUUCCAUGAGCAGCCGCUGACUGUGUAAUAGGCAACUUCGCUCCCAGGGUCGCUCACCUUCCCGCCCUCUCUCGCUCUAGGGGGCGGGAAGGUGAGAGACCUGGGAACAAGGUUGUGCAAUAGGCGGCCUUGUCCGUAAGAGGGCCGAAAGGCGAAAUCCAAACACGAGAGACUGGGAGCGAAACAGACAGCAGUCAACCGCUGGUCACCAGUUCUUAUCGAAACCCCUGCUACUUGGUGUCUGUCUCUUCCAGUCAACUAUUGAUUAUUCAGUUUUAUAUUUUAUAUUUAUUUAACAAUUCUUUAAAAAUACUUCAGAGGACCAAACUUCCUCUCGCGAUCAAGCCAAAUAUUAGUAGUGUUGUUACAACUAUUAUCAAUAUUGAUGUUGUUAUCAUUGUUGUUCAUUCAUGCUAACUCUAAAUGACAACGGCUUUUCCAAACGCGAAACUUCGUGUGGAAGUUGUUUGAUGCAGUGAGAAACUUGAAUGAAACGAACACGAUUCGUUUUGUAGUUUCGAUUGUCGUCGUGUUACAGUUUUAUACUACAGUUUCAAAAACCUUCAUCAACAUACUUGUAUUUAGGGAGUUUAUACAUGUAGUAGAAGUAUGAAAUAAAUUAUUACAAAAAUUUUGUAAAAAAA